ACAAUCGUAUUUAACCGAACAGAUACACUGCGCUGAAACAUUUUCAUAACACAUAUAUUCUUAAAUCUCAAGUAAUAUAUCUUUUUUUGUUUGUUUGUUGUUGUUUUUUUGCCACCGUUCUCUUAUCAGACCCCGGAAAACAACUCCCGGAAGGAACGUUUGAUAACACCAGUCUAGCACACAGUGAUGGUAUUAAAAGUCUUAUAUUCAUGUCUUAUAUGAUCGAUUUCUUCGAUCAUAUGUUUAUUGUCAAGCAAUCCGCGAAAGACUAGGGAACUAUGGGUAAGGGUUGUAAGGUUGUGGUUUGUGGUAUGGCAUCGGUGGGGAAAACAGCCAUCCUGGAGCAGUUACUGUACGGCUCUCACACUGCAGGUGCAGAAACAAACGACACUCAGGAGGACAUAUAUGUGGCGUCGGUGGAGACGGACCGCGGCGUGAGGGAGCAGUUGCGUCUGUACGACACUAGGGGGCUCCGCGACGGGCUGGAUCUGCCCAAACACUUCUUCUCCGUGGCCGACGGCUUCGUGCUGGUCUACAGUGUGGACAGUCUGGAGUCCUUCAGAAAAGUCGAGCUCUUGAAGAAGGAGAUAGACAAGUCCAGAGACAAAAAAGAGGUGAUGGUGAUCGUACUGGGGAACAAGUGUGACCUGCGCAGCGAGUGCCGACAGGUGGAUCAGGACGCUGCCCAGCUCUGGGCUCGUGGGGAGAAGGUCAAACUUUGGGAGGUGACCGUGACCGACAGAAGCACACUAAUCGAACCCUUCACCAGCCUCACCAGCCGCCUCACACAGCCUCAGAGCAAGUCUGCCUUCCCUCUGCCCGGACGCAAGAGCAAGGGAACCCCAUCCAACGACAUCUGAAGUCACAGCACAGUUCCAGCUCUAUAAUCUCUAAUCAACAUGUUUAAGGGCUCCUGGAGAAGAUCCAUUUACACACAAAUAAAUGCACUACUGUUUUAGGUCAUGUUUGUCCUCAGUGAUGGGAGAAGGUAGAACACAGAUGCACUCCAUAGCGAACUGCUGGUUUAGUGUGCUUGGUUUACAAUCACGAGAAGUGUUUUCGGUUACACUUUACAAUAAGGUUUGUUCAAACCAGAAAACUACAUCAGUUAUUACUAUAAAUAGUACUAGUAAAUGUUAAUCUCAACAUUUAUGAUUAAAAUCAAGUUGCAUCUGCUAACAUUAAUGAACACGAGCUCACAUGAACUAACAAACAGAUUUGUAAUAAUUAAUGGUAAGAAAGAUUAAUAAGUACGGUAACAAAUGUAUUGCUUAUUGUUAGUUUACAUUAGUGAAGUAACUAAUGGAACCUUAUUGUGAAGUGUGAAUGAUUUAAAAAGUACUAAAACAGGUCAUUCUCGUUGACAUUGAGGUUUUGUAGUUAUUCUCAAUAAAACACUACUGCUUUUUUGUUGAAUCUGGCAGUACAACUAAUCCUAAUAUGAUGAUUAUUUAUCAAUUCAAUUUCAAUUUUUUUUUCAAACUUCAAUCUAACCUGGACAUGAGAAUCCCUAGUUGCAUUUAUGCAAAAUGGUCUAAUGGUAUAGUAUAUAUAUAUAUAGAGGUGAACUUGAACUUCAUUCAGCCAGCAAGUGCUUUAAAAUUAGUUAAUAAAAAUAUGUAACAUUAGGUUGUAUAUUAAAGUUAUGCAGUUUGAUGUCUUCCAGUAUUAUUUCCAAAUACAACUAUAAUCGUAGCUUUAAAAUCCCAAAGCGACGUAUCUCAUGUAGCUAGUGGGAAGAAGUCGUGUGUAGUCCAAAAAGAUAACAUGCGUAAUGAGUGUCCCUGCUAUAGCAGCUCGUGGAAAUCUCCAAUGUUUAAAACUCACAAAUUGUGAAAUCCUUCUUGUCUUCGCACAUGUUCUAAUGUAUAUAACAGAUUUAAACAAAUACUUCACUUAUGCACUAUGUCAUGUUUUGAUUCAACAAAAUAAAUAUUUAUUGACUGUC
Molecule: messenger RNA, 1948 nt
Organism: Pimephales promelas (fathead minnow)
Lineage: Eukaryota; Metazoa; Chordata; Actinopteri; Cypriniformes; Leuciscidae
Gene: nkiras1
Product: NFKB inhibitor interacting Ras-like 1
Biological process (GO): negative regulation of canonical NF-kappaB signal transduction; Ral protein signal transduction
Molecular function (GO): GTPase activity; GTP binding; GTPase activating protein binding
Source: RefSeq, a predicted model, not a curated record